Astyanax mexicanus (Mexican tetra) is the source of this 3437-nucleotide messenger RNA. It is a transcript of the gene p3h1, whose product is annotated as prolyl 3-hydroxylase 1. NCBI's taxonomy places the organism in Eukaryota, Metazoa, Chordata, Actinopteri, Characiformes, Acestrorhamphidae. Gene Ontology annotation, cellular component: endoplasmic reticulum. The record is from RefSeq and is a predicted model, not a curated record. The transcript is spliced from 15 exons. Gene Ontology annotation, biological process: collagen metabolic process. The coding region runs from base 144 to 2771 and encodes 875 amino acids. Gene Ontology annotation, molecular function: L-ascorbic acid binding; iron ion binding; protein binding.
AGGACCAGGCAGGGGGUUAGCAGUGGCUCCAGAAGUGACUCCACCUCCAGCAAAACCUUCCCCCAUCCAGGGCAGAGCUGUGGAUGUGGAUGUGGAUGUGGUGACUCCAGUCUGCAGCAGUAGCAGAGCUCAGGAUCUCCAGCAUGUGGGCCUCGGUGCUUCUCUCAACUCUGGCUGUAUCGGUUUUGGACUGUUCUUCAGGGAGCGUCCAGUUUAAUGGAGUUCUGGAGCCCUACGACCUGCUGUUUGAUAAUGCGGUGGAGGCCUACUACAGGCAGGACUGGCUGUCUGUGAUUCUGAAUAUGGAGAGAGCUCUGAGGAAUAAAGGCAUGAUCCGGAAGGUCCGGACCGAGUGCCGACUCGCCUGCGCCAACCACACCGGCUUUGGAGAGCCCGUUCCCGGCGUGGCGGCGCCGCCGGUCCCCGGGGCUGGGUCUCUGGAGGACUUAGGGUUUUUCCAGAAAGUGCUGAAGCGGGCCGAGUGUGUGAGCGCCUGCGAAGCGGAGAAACUGGGACCACCGUCUCUGCACAAAGUUAGCGAAGCAGUUGAGCUGGAGUUUAAGAAGAGGACCCCUUAUAAUUACCUGCAAGUGGCUUAUUUUAAGAUAAACAAGCUUGAUAAAGCAGUGGCCGCAGCAAAUACCUUCUACAUUGCGAACCCUGAUCAUGUAGAGAUGAGGCAGAACCUGGAGUACUACAGUCUGAUGGCUGGAGUGCAGGAGGCUGACUUCAAGGACUUAGAGGCCAGACCCCACAUGGCAGAGUUUCUGGCUGGGAAGAAGCUGUACAGUGCGGAGAGUUUCUCGCCAGCCAUCGAUCACUUUGAGGCAGCUGUGGAUGAGUAUUUCACUGCAGACGCUGAGUGCAGGGUGCUGUGUGAGGGAGCGUAUGACUACGACGGGUACAACUACAUGGAGUACAAAGCUGACCUCUUCCAGUCCAUCACAGAUCACUACCUGCACAUUCUGAACUGCAAGCAGAACUGCGCUGUGGAACUGGCCUCCACUGCUGGAAUGGAUAAGCCGAUUGAGGACUUCCUUCCUGCACAUUUCAACUACCUGCAGUUUUCCUAUUACAACAGUGAGAAAUAUGAGAAGGCUAUUGAGAGCGCUAAAACCUACCUACUGUUCCAUCCUGAGGAUGAGGUCAUGAAGCAGAACUUGGCGUACUACUCGGCUGUGCUCGGCGAGGAAAAGGCUGCAGACAUCUCAGCCAUGGAGGUUGUUGAGCAGUACAUCAAGAAGUCCGUGCUGGAGAAAGAGCUCCUUUAUUUUGGUUAUGAAAUUUUUGGAAUCACUUUUGUCGAUCCAGACACUUGGACUCCCGCAGAAGUUAUGCCUAAGAAACUACGAGACAAGCAGAAGGCAGACAGAGAGACAGCUGCCCGGAUUACAGAGGAGAUUGGCAAUCUGAUGAAAGAGAUUGAGACGCUGGUGGAGGAGAAGACCAAGGAAUCAACAGACAUCCCAAAAAUAAUUAAUGAUGGACCCAACAUAGAAUCACCUCUUCCAGCAGACAAGCCGGUGGCUGAUGCCGUCACAGUUACCAUGACCUCCGCGGCUCUGAACGGAUCUCAGAGAGUAGUGCUGGAUGGGGUCGUCACAGACGACGAAUGCCGGGAAUUACACAGACUCUCCAAUGUAGCAGCACAGAGCGGUGACGCCUACAGGGGUCAGACAAACCCUCAUUCACCAAGCGAGAUGUUCCAGGGGAUCACUGUUCUCAAGACUCUGAAGCUCGGUCAGGAGGGACUGCUCCCUGUGAAGAGCGCUCGUCUGUUUUUCGACCUCAGUGAGAAAGUGCGUAAAGUAGUGGAGUCCCACUUCAGCCUGGAGACUCCGCUCUACUUCUCUCACUCACAUCUGCUCUGCCGCUCAGCCAAUGAGGAGAAGCAAGAGGACCCGAGUCACCCUGUACAUGCUGACAACUGUCUGCUGAUCUCAGAACUUAAUGAGUGCAUAAAAGAGACAUCCACAUACACACACCAAGACUACAGCGCCAUUCUCUAUCUCAAUGAUGACUUUGAAGGGGGUGAUUUCAUCUUUACAGAACUGGAUGCUGAAACAGUCACAGCUGUGGUGAGGCCUCAGUGUGGCAGAGUCGUGGCUUUCGGUGGGAGCAAGGAGAAUCUCCAUGGGGUAAGAGCAGUGACCAAAGGCCAGCGCUGUGCUGUGGUGCUGUGGUUCACUCUGGAUCCCAAACACAACGAGAAGGAGCGAAUUGAAGCUGAGGAGCUCCUAAAAGUUCUCUCCAAUCCAUUGGAUAAAGAUUUCCAGCCAACAGAGAAGGACAAGUCAGAGCCACAGAACACAGAGCAGGACAAGACGGAGACACCUGUGCAGGAACAGCCCAGCAAAGCCUCUGAUGAACAGACCGACACUGCAGCUGAUACAAAGACAGACAACAAAGACGUUAAAAAGGAUGCGCAGCCAAAGGCUAAAUCUGCAAACAAAACAAAGGACAAAUCAGUGGACAAAAAAGAGAAGUCUGUGGACAAGAAGACGGUAAAAGUAGCCAAAACAGCCACCCAGACGAAAGCGAAACCAUCAGGAAAAACGAAAGAGGCAGACAAAACAAAGGCCAAAACAGCAGAAAAAACAAAGGCCAAAACAGCAGACAAAACAAAGGAGAAGUCAGUGGACAAGAAGACAGUAAAAGUAGUGUCUAAAAAGACUGGUGGCACAGAAAGCAAAAAACCCAAAGCAAAAACCUCCACGCAGAAAGACUCUAAAUCAAACUCACAACAAGAUAAAGAUAAAGAUGAGUUGUGAGUGUUUUUUAAAUGAAUCUUUAUUUUCUAAUUUUUAGUUUCUACUUUUUUCUUUUGCCAUUUCUUUGUGAUGGGAACAAUUUUAUUGCCCCUUUUUAUGCCACAUAAUGACAAAAUUGAAUCUAUAGCGUGGACUGAAGUCAUGAAUUACACAAGUUAUUCAUGUUUAAAGUUUUUUUUCUUGUAAAAACACCACAUUAGAACAGAAACAGGUACACAUACAUUCAGGAAAUACAUUUUUAAAGCUGUUUUUAAACUAGUUUGAAGAACAAAGCUUUGGUUCCAGAUCUCUUCUGUACGUCUGCAGCUAGAGUCCAUAAUUGAUGUGUUCAAUUCCAUCAGCAGCUCACCUGAUUUAACAUCAUUAAGCACUGAUUUAUGAAACCAAGUGUUGAUGUAGUGAUGAACAGAGGAUGACUUUGGAGAUGUAAAACCACUACUGUCUGUAUGAAUGCUAUUUGUAUUUAGUUAUUCUAUUAAUAGUGUUUUCACUUACUGUCCAGAAUGUUUUUAAUUAUAAUUUUCACAUGUGUCUUAAAAUUUUGCCCAGUAUUUUUAUAUAUUAAGUUAGUAUAAAGUUUUUAAAACAGAAAAAAAAACAGUUCAAUCUCAGGAAAGGAAGUCCUAUCAUAGCUGGUCAAAUAAAAUCAAUGUCAUUUGAGUUUAA